Molecule: messenger RNA, 1878 nt
Organism: Kazachstania africana CBS 2517
Lineage: Eukaryota; Fungi; Ascomycota; Saccharomycetes; Saccharomycetales; Saccharomycetaceae
Gene: ESF1
Product: pre-rRNA-processing protein ESF1
Exons: 1
Coding region: 1-1878 (625 amino acids)
Biological process (GO): rRNA processing
Cellular component (GO): nucleus
Molecular function (GO): RNA binding
Source: RefSeq, a predicted model, not a curated record
AUGUCUGAAGGAGGAAAGAAGUCUGAUGACCCUAGAUUUUCAAGAAUCUACAACGAUCCAAAAUUCAAAAAUGCCAAGACUAAGCAUUUGAAGAUUAGGUUAGAUAGUAGAUUCAGUAAAAGGGAUUUGGAAAUUAGAAACAAGGCUAAAGUGGAUAAAUAUGGUAGAAAAACAAAAGAUGAAGGCAGUAAGAAAGAACUAGACGAUUUCGAGAAAUAUUUUGAGAAGGAGGACGAAGAGGAAAAAAAGGAUACUGAAGAGACAGAAGAAAAACCCAAGGUUGACCGUGCUCGUGGCGAAGUUCCCAGCGAUUAUGUCAGCUCUUCAGAUGAAUAUACUUCUUCAGAAUCAGAAGAUUCUGAAGAGGAAGAAUUAGAUAGUGAUGUUGAAUCUGAAGUUGAGAUUGAAAAUACCAAGCCUGAAACGGGUGACGCUUCUAAGACUCUCGCUGUGGUUAACUUAGAUUGGGAUCAUGUUAAAUCCGCAGACUUAAUGGUCACUUUCUCUAGUUUUGUUCCAAAAGGGGGUAAAAUUAGUAGAAUUUGUAUUUAUCCAAGUGAGUUUGGUAAAGAAAGGUUGCAACGUGAAGAAGUUGAAGGUCCACCAAAAGAACUUUUUCAAAAGAAAAAUAAAAAGAAAGCAUCCCAUAAAGAAGACUUUGAUUCUGAUUCUGACGUAGAUAUCAAGGAUUUAUACGAGGAAGGUGAUGCUGAAAAGGAUGUAGACAGUAAAGCUUUGCGUCAAUACCAAUUAGAAAGACUGAGAUACUAUUACGCUGUUGUAUACUGUAAUAACAUCGAUACUGCGCGUGCCAUAUACGAAAAUUGUGAUGGUACAGAAUAUGAAUCCACAGCCAACAUGUUUGACCUGAGGUACGUUCCGGAUGGAAUGACAUUUGACGACGAACCAAGAGAUGAAUGUAAUUCUUUACCAAAAAACUAUAAACCAAUGCAAUUCAGUACCGACGCUUUACAACAUUCUAACGUCAAGUUAACGUGGGAUGAGACCCCAGCUGAUAGAGUUGAAGUUGCAAAGAGGGCAUUUUCUCAAAAGGAAAUUGAAGAUAUGGAUUUCAAGGCAUAUUUGGCCAGUGACAGUGAUGAAUCAGAGGAAGAAGUCAAUGAAAAUAGUAAAAAUAAAUUAAAAGCACUAGUUGGUGAAUCAUUAGACUUCGGUACUAAUGGCGCCAGCGAUGGUGAAAGUGAAGUUGACAUGGAAAUUACGUUUACUCCAGGUCUUGAUGAAGCAAAGGAAUCGGAAGAAGAGAAAGAAGAAUCUACGAUCGAGAAGGUUAGACGUAAAGAAAAGGAGCGUCGUAAGGCAAGAAAAGAUAAAUUGAAGCAACUAAAGAAGGAUGCUGAAAACGAAAAGAAGGAGAAGAUGAGAUCAUUACACGACAAGAAAUCUCGUAAAGCCGAAACUGAAAAUGAAGAAGCAGCAAAGGCGAAAGCAGAACUAGAGUUAUUAAUGAUAGAAGAUGAAGAUGACACAGAACAGUCCUUGAAUAAGAAAGCUCAUUUCAACUUGAACGAAAUUAUAAGGUCUGAGAAGGAGAAGGGCAAAAAGGGUAAAUAUCAAAGGAAAGAAAAGAUUGUUGAGGAUGAUUUCAAGCCAGAUUUAAGCGAUCCCAGAUUCAAAGAAGUUUUCGAAGAUCAUGAUUUUGCCAUCGAUCCAUCUCAACCUGAAUUUAAGCAGACUAAUGCGAUGAAACAAAUUCUUAAUGAGCGUAGUAAGCGUUCUAAAGAAAGAAGUAAAGGUGGUAAAAAUAAGAAGAGAAAGCUGGAUACCAGCACCUCAAAAAACGGAAAGAAUGCUAUAAGUAACAUUGUCAAUAAAUUAAAGAAAAAUGGGAAACAAAAUAAUCGUACUUCAGUAUGA